This is a messenger RNA of Manis javanica (Malayan pangolin), 1041 nucleotides long. Its product is annotated as N-myc-interactor-like. Gene Ontology annotation, cellular component: cytoplasm. NCBI's taxonomy places the organism in Eukaryota, Metazoa, Chordata, Mammalia, Pholidota, Manidae. The record is from RefSeq and is a predicted model, not a curated record.
UGUGUUGAGCAGUCCACCUUGGUCUAUCAAGGGAAUCAUGGCAGCUGAUGGAGGUAACAAGACACAAGUUCUUAAGGAGCAUGGAGAUGAAAAAUUUUCCAAAGAUGAACAAAAAGAGAGAUUAAUUCAUAAAAUUGUAAAGGAAAAUACUCAGUUAAAGGAGGAAAUCCAAAAGCUUGAAGCUGAGUUAAAAGAGGCCGCCAGAAACUUGCAGAUUAAAGUGGAUAUUCCCGCAAUACAUAUGAAAUUCACAUCCUCAGAGAAUCCUGAGAAGGACAGCCAGUUUUUUAACACCUCUUGUUUAUUUCCAGUGAGUUCCCAAGUUUUUUAUGAGCUACGAAGAGGACAAGCGCUUAUCACAUUUGAAAAAGAAGAAGUUGCCCAAAAUGUGAUCAGGAUGGGGAAACAUCAUGUGCAGAUAGAGGACUUAGAGGUGGAGGUGAUGGCCAACCCCGUUCCAUUAAACUCUGGAGUCAGAUUCCAGGUUCCCGUAGACGUGUCUAAAAUGAAGAUCAAUGUUACUGAAAUUCCUGAUGAGUUGCCUGAAAAUCAGAUGAGAGACAAGCUAGAACUGAGCUUCACUAAGUCCCGAAACGGAGGCGGACAAGUGGAGUGUGUGGAGUAUGACAAGCAGUCCCGGAGCGCCGUCAUCACAUUUGUGGAAAUGGGAGUUGCUGACAAGAUUUUGAAAAAGAAAGACUACCCUCUUUAUAUAAAUCAACACUGCCAUAGAGUCACUGUUUCUCCAUACAUAGAAACGCACUUGAGAAAUUUUCAGGUAUUUUCAGGAAUAUCUGAGAGGACAGUGCUUCUGACUGGAAUGGAAGACCUUCAGAUGAUGGAUGAAGAGAUUGUACAGGAUUUACUUAACAUUCACUUUCAACGGGAGAAGAAUGGAGGUGGAGAAGUAGAUGUAGUCAAAUGUUCUCUAGGUGAAGCCCACAUAGCAUACUUUGAAGAAGAGGCUCAUGGAAUCAUAUGAAAAUUAGAGCUACUGGGUCCAAAUCAUUAUCAGUGUUUGACAAAAAUGAGUAUCUGUUU